AUGUUCCAUGUCCGGCGAGGAAAUUAUCAUUUGGUGAUUCAAAAGUUGCAUCAAAAGUAUGGCCCUGUGGUGCGAAUAGCGCCCAACAUCUUGGAUCUUGAUAUCCCUGAGUUGAUAAAGACCAUCUACAACACUAAAGAGAACUAUGUCAAGACGGAGUUUUACCACGGUAGCAGUGCUGUGAAUAACGGCAAGAUCAUCUACAAUCUAUUCAGCGAAUGCAAGCCAGAGGUACAUUCAGCGCAGAAAAGACCCGUCUCUAAGUACUUUUCUCUGAAUGGGAUUCUCACCCUCGAGCCCCAUAUCGACAACAUUAUUCAGUAUUUUUGUCAACGCUUAGACGAGAAAUUUGUGGAUGGGCCUAACUCUACUCAAAUAUGCGACCUAGGAGAAUGGAUAACUUACUGCGCCGAUGCCUCAUACCAUGACUCAGAGAAGCCGGACUUCUUAGAUAAAUUCAUCGAGGCAAAGGAAAAUUUCCCAGACGUUGUGGAUGAUACGCUGAUCAUUUCUUGGUUAAUGGUCAUUAUGAUUGCUGGAGCGGACACCACGGCCAUCACCCUCAAUGCGGCAUUAUACUACUCAUUAAAACAACCAAGUGUUUGGCAGCGGCUCAGGUCAGAAAUUCCCGUCCACGAUUCUAAUUCAUCCUCAACGACGUCCUACAAGGAUUCUAGGACGUUCCCAUACUUGAAUGCUGUUGUCCGCGAGGCUUUGAGAUGCCAUCCGGGCGUUGCCAUGAUUCUUGAACGAUACGUACCAAAUGGAGGUCUUAACCUCCCCGAUGGACGUCAUGUUCCGGCCAAUUGCGUAGUUGGAAUGAAUCCCUACGUUGUCGGGCGGAAUGAGUCAGUAUUUGGGGAGGAUGCUGAGACAUUCCGUCCUGAGCGAUGGCUUCGCGACGAGAAACGGGAGACUGAAGACGAAUUCCAGGAACGCCUUCGACUAAUGAACAAUACUGAUCUAGCAUUCGGAGGCGGGAGCCGUAUUUGUAUCGGCAAGCACCUGGGUCUUGUGGAGGUGUAUAAGGUUCUUGCAACCCUUAUUUCUCGCUAUGAUAUAAGUUUUGUCGAUCCGACUAAGGAAUGGUCGACCCACAAUAGCUUCUUCGUGCGACAGACUGGGAUCGAAGUGAAGCUAUCCCGUCGUACAUAG
Molecule: messenger RNA, 1155 nt
Organism: Penicillium manginii
Lineage: Eukaryota; Fungi; Ascomycota; Eurotiomycetes; Eurotiales; Aspergillaceae
Product: cytochrome P450
Exons: 3
Coding region: 1-1155 (384 amino acids)
Molecular function (GO): heme binding; oxidoreductase activity, acting on paired donors, with incorporation or reduction of molecular oxygen; iron ion binding
Source: RefSeq, a predicted model, not a curated record